AUGGAUCUGGAUCAGUGGAUCUCCAAGGUCAAGGAUGGCCAACAUUUAACGGAAGAGGAGCUGCAGCUUCUCUGCGAAUACGUAUAAUAUUUUCCCUCCUUUUUACCUUGCCUCCCUCUCCCAAGUCAUUUGGCGUGUUUCUAGGGGGCCACGCUUUCACUGGUAGUCCUAUUAAAUGAGUAAUCAUUCAUGAGGCUGCCGUCUGAAACGGAGAUGACUGUGAGGACUAGGUUUUGGCAAGAAUGUUCCCGUGUCUUUUCUUUUACUGUCAAGAUUUUAGCAGAUUGAGAAUAGGAAAAUUCCGUAAAUUUAAUUGGCAUCGGAUGGACCAGAGGUUUCACGAAGAACGUGAGAUUGUAUCAAGAUCAUUGUGACUUUAUCACGAUCCUGCCAAAGGCGUCUUCCUUGAUAAGAUAUUAUAAAAAAUUAUCGAGUCUCAUGCUUUUUAAUGUUCUCACUCAGUCAGAACAACGUUUUAUCCACGUUGGAGGUGGUUGGAUGGGGGCUUACCUGUAAAUUUACUGAGCAGUCAAUGGCAUGGUGAUCAGUAUGCAGAUGCGACUAUUCACUUAAAUCUGUGGAAGCCCAGAAUUAUCAAAAUUGUGAAGCUGCUUCGCAAAACUUUAGUUGGACGCCCACAGCUCCCAUACAUUCCGAACCAAAAUAAUGAUGGAAAUGGUACAAGUGUUUAAGAUCCUGGCCGCUUGUUUAGCUCAAACCCCUUUGCUUCCUUAAAAGAUGUUUUUCAAAUUUUGAUAUAGUUGUCACUUAACGCCUUGACGUGUGUGAAAAUUGCUUUGUUGCAGAUUUCUUAUUCUAUAAUUAUUGCCUUGAAGCAUUCUCUUGCCUGAGUUUUGUUAGUAACACUCGAGAUUGCUGUGUGUUAUAUUACUUCCUUUCAGGUGAAGGACAUUCUCAUUGAGGAGUCAAAUGUCCAGCCUGUUAAUAGCCCAGUUACUGUUUGUGGUGAUAUACAUGGCCAAUUUCAUGACCUAAUGAAGCUCUUUCAGACUGGUGGUCAUGUACCUGAGACAAAUUAUAUUUUUAUGGUAAGGUGAAUGCUUUGCUGAUGGUUUCUUUUCCUUUAUUUAAUUUUUAACUGCUGUACAGAUAUUGAGUGGAACCAUUAAAUUGUUACUAGGGUGAUUUUGUGGAUCGUGGAUACAACAGCCUCGAAGUAUUCACAAUUCUUUUACUGCUUAAGGCCAGGUACUUCUCCAAUGUGUACAGGCAUGCUGCGUCAUCUCUCUAUACAUGUAAAAGGAUUUUUCUUGUUUACGUGUCUUGGGAGUGUUGAUGUAUCAGCUCCAAUUGACUGUUGUGUUGGUCAUCUUUCUUUUGUAAGAUGGUAUUUGUCAGUGGUAUCAAUCACUCUAGUUCUUUGCUGAUAUUUCUCAUUCUGAAUUCUAGAUAUAAGUGCUAUAGUAGUAAUUAUUUCUUCUUUGUGGUUUUUUUUUUCUUACACCUGUUAAGAAGAUUACCGCAAUAGUUCAUAUUUAUUCAUGUUCAAUGUGCAUUUCACUAAGGAAAAUUCCUUAUUUCUUUUGCUCUUUACGUUUGUCUCAGGUAUCCGGCAAAUAUCACUCUUUUACGUGGGAACCACGAAAGUAGGCAAUUAACACAGGUAUUUACAUGUCAUAAUCGUCGCUGUGAAGUGAAUUCGUUUCUUAGUAAGGGAUGACAGAAUUUUUAAUAUAUUUUAUCUAUCUUAUGCAAUUAAGAAAGCCUCACGAAAGGCACCUUGGUUUACUUGUGUUUCGCUUUUUCUUAACCUCUUUCCGAAAUGUAACUUAGUGAAAAACAGUGAAGCCUAUCAUUCUGCGUAGCCUGAACAGUGACCUAGGAUCCGAAGGAGUGCAGUCUUUCUACAUAGAGAUCUCAACUCGACCAAAAAAUUCAAAUUGUAUAAGGCGUUUCAAUUAUGGUCUGAAGAGGUGCACACGUUGAUGAAAGAUAAACAAAAGGUAGUCACUUAAACCCAUCAAACUUAGAUGACUAUGUAUCUGACUUCUGGAAAGAAAUGCCACCAAAAUGUUACCUUUAGGUUGUUUACAUCAACAUUUUUCAGUACAGGUAUGUUCGAAAUUUUUGUAAACUAGGCAUAUAUUAGUCUGCCCAUUUCUAAAAAAAUGUUUUAAGACAUGUGAAAAAACUAAAUUUCAGAUACGAACGCUUUUUCCUGUGCAUUGAGUGCGUGUGUAGAGUAUUUGACGGGGCUCCAUUCCCCCAUGCUGUCCUUUGCUUCCCAGUCUUAAAACUGAGACAGAUUGUUAAUGGUUGACAUUAGGUUGUGAGCUACUCUGAAGGGAAAUCUUUUUUUUUUCUAGAUUUGUUCUAAGCCCGGUAAAUUCUUACAGUACAGUCUUAGGACAUCACCAUUUUCCUGUAUGACAUUUUUCAAAUUCUAAUCUAGUUGGGUUAUAAUUCUGCUUUUCCUUUUCAAGGAAAUGUGCUUGUAAGAUUAUGAAGCAAAGAUUGAGAGUCGGUUGCUUCCCCCCUGCCAACACCAAACAACCUUUUAGUGAAGAAAAAGGAUAACUUUCUUCAAGUAAAUCGACUCUAGGCCAAGAGGCUACUUGCAAAUUUUAUGGAAAAUUGUAUUAGAUUGCCAUUUUCCCUGGAAGAUUUCCUGGCAUCAGUCACAAGGAUUACAAAACCUUCUACCUGAAAAUAGGCAUAUUUUAAACCUGACUACAUUUCAGGCAAGGUAACAAAUUGUUACGAACCUCUUGAGAUUUGGGGCGAAAUCUUCACCCUAAUCUUACCUUAGACGAGGCUCACUCAGGGAAUCAGCUCUCUAUUGUAUAGAAGAAUCAGAUUGAACAAUUGAAAAUGGAAAUUGGAAAGACAAUAGAGGUUCGGAGACAGUAGGGUGAGUUCCUGGGGUCGGAUCGAUCCUCAGGAACAGGAGAGCCCGAAUCGGACCUCUCCAAGGACAGAUCUCCCUCUCCACUCUCUGUUUUCUCCUACCUUCUUAUUUCGGCGUCUUCUAUGUUUAUAGGCCUCAGUACAUUAUUCUGUUGUGGUCCCCUCUCCACGUGGGGGUCUAGGUGGUCUUGUGUAGACGACGGUUGGCUUCGUAACACAAAUCCACUAAGUUUGUGCUCUUGGGGAGAUGGGCGGUUAUGGCAUUAAAAAUUAGGUAUUUUCAUGAUCCUGAUUCUGGUUCAAUCUGCAGAGAAAAAUUGUGGAAUUUUGGAAUGAAGGAUGGAAAAAGAAAAAUAGGUAAAAAGCAUAUGAUAAGCCCAGACAAGGGAAGGGGAGAAUUUGAAUGAUGGGAUGCUUAUUCGCAUUUGGUGAUAUGAAUGAAUAUGCAUGACAGUGCAUUAUUGUCUCUCAUUUGCCUUUCAAGUACGUUUUUUUUCCAAAACAGAAAGAGAGGAGGGGUUGGAGAAAUUGGAAUGUCACCUGUUGCCUGAUGAUGGCAAUAUAGUAGGUUUUUUCUCUUAUUCAAUUUUUCGUCCUUCAGUCUGUUCCUUCUGUUCUGAAUGUACGUUUUUGUCUUCAUUUCAUUAGUAGUGGUUCCUGAAGCAAGAGUCAAUUUCUUUCUAUUUGACGAACCUGAUAUCAUCUCCAGAAAAUGGGAAGCCUGGUUGCGUUUGGUCGACAAAUUCUGAAAAAACUAUAUUUGACAGGUAUACGGAUUUUAUGAUGAAUGCCAGAGAAAGUAUGGAAACGCUAAUGCCUGGCGAUACUGCACUGACGUUUUUGACUACCUUACCCUUUCAGCCAUCAUUGACGGAACGGCAUGCUCCCCAAACCCUAUUCCUUUUUGGUGGUUUCUGUGUUUUUUUUUCCAAAUUUAACAAAAUUUACCCAAUGCGCAUUCCAGGUUCUUUGUGUUCAUGGUGGUCUGUCUCCUGAUGUUCGAACAGUUGAUCAGGUAAUGCCUUUGCUCACUAUUCCAUUUCACUUUAUGAAAAAGCCAUUCAUUUUGUGACAAAAUUAUUUAUUUGAUUUAUUUCUUAAAUUUAGUUUUCGUUUGUACCCCUGAUCUCUUGCCUUACCAUAACAUUUACUCUCCUGCAGAUUAGGGUUAUCGAAAGGAACUGUGAGAUUCCUCAUGAAGGACCCUUCUGUGAUCUCAUGUGGAGCGACCCUGAGGAGAUUGAGACUUGGGCCGUCAGCCCGCGUGGGGCCGGCUGGCUUUUCGGAUCCAGAGUCACCUCUGAGGUACCGAUAAAAUAACCAUCAUAUCAUUCCAUUCCAUGUUGUUUUUGUCUCUUGUCGAAUCUGUUCCUCACCCCCCUUGGAAACGCCGUUCUGCAGUUUAAUCAUAUCAAUAACCUAGCUCUGGUUUGCCGUGCGCAUCAACUGGUCCAAGAGGGUCUCAAGUACAUGUUUCAGGACAAAGGCCUUGUCACCGUAAGUCUUAUGAGAAUAUUAAGAACAUGAGUGCUGGGUUGCUACAUAAUUUUAUUUUUUUUCUUUUGUUUCUUUUCUCUCUCUCUCUCUCUCUCUCUCUCUCUCUCUAUCGGUUGCUACAGAAUUCAUAUCAAAUACCUGUUCAUGGAGAUUUAAUGGCUACCCACUUGGUUACUGCAGGUGUGGUCGGCACCAAACUACUGCUACCGAUGUGGGAAUGUGGCCGCUGUGUUAAGCUUCAGUGAAAACAUGGUGAGAGACGCUACGACCUGCUUAAUCUGUGUUUUCUUUGAUGAUCUUGUUCAUCUUCUCAAAUAAUCUCUUUUUUUUUUUUUGCUAAAUCAAAUCACCGUGUGCUCUGUCUUUUCUCUCCCUUGUUUCAGGAGAGAGAUGUCAAGUUCUUCACAGAAACGGAAGAAAACCAGCAGAUGAGAGGCCCCAGAUCCGGUGUGCCUUACUUCCUAUGA
This is a messenger RNA of Spirodela intermedia, 4832 nucleotides long. The record is from the annotation of a GenBank genome assembly. Lineage: Eukaryota; Viridiplantae; Streptophyta; Magnoliopsida; Alismatales; Araceae.